AUGAUUCGCGAAAGUGAUGUCCAAAUUGGUAAAUUUAUAAUUUCUUAUAAAGUGCCUUUGAAUAGGACUGCUGUGGCAAAAAGCCAAGAUAAUGCUUUGAAAAAUAAUAAUCAAACGUUAUUUUUAAACUAAAUUUCAUAAUUCAAAUAAACGCAGAGAAAAAAAUCAAUUACUCUUCAAUUUCAUUAAAGAGCAUAGUGA
Molecule: messenger RNA, 201 nt
Organism: Paramecium octaurelia
Lineage: Eukaryota; Ciliophora; Oligohymenophorea; Peniculida; Parameciidae
Source: the annotation of a GenBank genome assembly